Messenger RNA from Pyrus x bretschneideri (Chinese white pear), 2819 nucleotides. RefSeq names its product chloride channel protein CLC-d. Gene Ontology annotation, biological process: chloride transport; transmembrane transport. Lineage: Eukaryota; Viridiplantae; Streptophyta; Magnoliopsida; Rosales; Rosaceae. Gene Ontology annotation, molecular function: voltage-gated chloride channel activity. The transcript has 23 exons. Bases 16 to 2397 code for a protein of 793 amino acids. The record is from RefSeq and is a predicted model, not a curated record. Gene Ontology annotation, cellular component: intracellular membrane-bounded organelle; membrane.
UUGAAGAAAUCAAUCAUGCUGUCGAAUCAUUUACAGAACGGGAUCGAGGCGCCGAAGCUGGCCUGGUCCCGCCUUCCGCACUCGGAGGAAGCCGCCGAGCCCGACGCCGUCGGUCUCAUGAAGAAGAGCGACGAUGUCGGCGUCGAGAGCCUUGACUACGAAGUUAUUGAAAAUUACGCAUACUGGGAGGAGCAGGCGCAGAGAGGGAAGCUCUAUGUUGGUUAUCAUGUGAUGGUGAAGUGGUUCUUUGCUUUGCUCAUCGGUAUCGGCACUGGAUUAGCUGCGGUUUUCAUCAAUAUUGCAGUCGAGAACUUUGCAGGCUGGAAGUUUGCAUUGACAUUUGCAAUAAUCCAAAAAUCAUAUGUGGCUGGUUUUGUAGUAUACAUAUUCAUCAACUUAGUUUUGGUUUUUUCGUCUGUAUAUAUCGUUACACAAUUUGCACCCGCAGCAGCUGGGUCUGGUAUUCCCGAAAUCAAGGGAUAUUUGAAUGGGGUUGAUAUACACGGUGUACUUCUUUUCAGAACCUUGAUUGGAAAGAUCUUUGGGAGCAUUGGCUCCGUGGGAGGUGGUCUAGCUUUAGGCAAAGAGGGCCCUCUUGUUCAUACUGGUGCUUGUAUUGCUUCUUUGCUUGGACAAGGUGGAUCUACGAAAUACCAUCUAAGCUCUAGGUGGCUACAGAUAUUUAAUAGCGAUCGGGAUCGUAGGGAUCUGGUAACCUGUGGGUGUGCAGCUGGAGUGUCUGCUGCUUUUCGAGCUCCUGUUGGUGGUGUUCUAUUUGCACUGGAAGAAGUUACAUCUUGGUGGAAGAGUCAACUUAUGUGGCGUGUAUUUUUUACUUCUGCUAUUGUGGCUGUUGUGGUGCGUACUGCAAUGGGAUGGUGUAAGAGUGGAAAGUGUGGACAUUUUGGCUCAGGUGGCUUCAUAAUAUGGGACUUAUCAGAUGGUCAAGAGGACUACUCUUUUGAGGAGUUCUUGCCGAUGGCGGUUAUUGGGGUCAUUGGAGGAUUACUGGGAGCCUUAUUUAACCAGCUUACGUUUUAUAUUGCAUACUGGCGUCGAAAUUAUUUGCACAAGAAUGGGAAUCGAGUCAAGAUAAUUGAAGCGUGCCUCAUCUCGCUGAUAACAUCAAUUAUUUCCUUUGGUCUACCACUUUUAAGAAAAUGCAGUCCAUGCCCUGAAGCAGAUCUAGAUUCUGGUAUUGAAUGCCCAAGGCCUCCAGGAACGUAUGGGAAUUAUGUAAAUUUUUAUUGCAGUAAGAACAAGGAAUACAAUGAUCUCGCAACUAUUUUCUUCAAUACUCAGGAUGAUGCAAUUAGGAAUUUGUUUAGUGCAAAAACAAUUCAUGAGUAUAGUGCCCAAAGUUUGUUGACCUUCUUGGUGAUGUUUUAUUCAUUAGCAGUUGUGACAUUUGGUACUGCCGUUCCAGCUGGUCAAUUUGUUCCUGGGAUCAUGAUAGGAUCUACAUAUGGGCGUCUUGUGGGCAAGUUUGUGGUUAGCUUUUACAAGAAGCUCAACAUUGAAGAGGGAACAUAUGCUCUACUGGGAGCAGCUUCUUUUCUUGGAGGUUCAAUGCGGAUGACAGUGUCUCUGUGCGUUAUUAUGGUUGAAAUCACAAAUAAUUUGAAAUUAUUGCCUCUUAUCAUGCUUGUUCUUCUUAUUUCGAAGGCUGUUGGUGAUGCUUUCAAUGAAGGCCUGUACGAAGAACAGGCGCGAUUAAAGAGCAUUCCAUUACUGGAAUCAAGACCCAAGUACCAAAUGAGGAAGAUGACUGCAAAAGAGGCCUCUGGAAAAAGGGUGAUUUCCUUCCCUCGUGUUGUUAAGGUUGCAGAUGUGGUUUCUAUUUUGCAGAGCAACAAUCAUAAUGGCUUCCCUGUGAUUGAUCAUGCAAGAAAUGGGGAAACACUUGUAAUUGGACUAAUGCUUCGUAGUCACUUGUUGGUACUUCUGCAGUCGAAGGUGGAUUUCCAACAUAGUCCUUUACCUUGUGAUCCAAGAGGAUCCAGGUCUAUCAGGCACACCAUCAGUGAAUUUGUGAAACCUGCUUCCAGUAAAGGCUUAUCUAUGAAUGAUAUACAUCUCAGUUCAGAUGACAUGGAAAUGUACAUAGAUCUUGCCCCAUUUUUAAACCCAUCUCCUUACAUUGUCCCUGAGGAUAUGUCUUUGACAAAGGUAUAUAAUCUUUUCCGACAACUAGGUCUGAGGCAUAUAUUUGUUGUUCCUCGUCCAUCUCGUGUGAUUGGCUUGAUUACCAGGAAGGAUUUAUUGCUUGAGGAGAAUGAGGAUCCAGCUUCGGUGGAGCUCCAAUCGACUAGUGUAAGAACUCAGUAUCGAGAUAGAAGAAAGGUUGGAAGGAAUGGAGAUAUGGAGCGCCCGCUUCUCACUAGUCUUCUGGUCUAACAUCAUGUGUCCGGCUGAUAAUAAGGUCUGAUCAUCCUUGAGGACUUAAUUCUUUAGAGCUUCCUCCAUUCUUUGAACCUAAAAUCUUAUUCUUUCUCUGUAAGUUUACCUUAGGAUCUAGGACUUUAGAAUCCAUCAAUAUGCUUCCCCUCGCACCGAGGGUAAACGGAUCACACUCACCUGAAUUUUGCAGCAUGUAUAUCUGGAUGAUAAUAUACGGCAGAUUAAUGCAGACAUAGAGGUUAAGUCUGGGACGCUGAAUAAAUGACGGGUUACACAGGAAUUUGCAGGAAUGGGAAGGAUGUGACCCAAUGUACUUGUACUGAUUUUAGUGUUGUCGAGAAAAUGGUUUAGUGAGAAAUUAAUCAACAUUAGUUUUGAUACAGAUGAUGUUUACUGAAAGGAAUUUCUGAGCUCUUACA